Talaromyces stipitatus ATCC 10500 is the source of this 2199-nucleotide messenger RNA. RefSeq lists its product as uncharacterized. The coding region runs from base 1 to 2199 and encodes 732 amino acids. The transcript is spliced from 3 exons. Gene Ontology annotation, molecular function: catalytic activity. The record is from RefSeq and is a predicted model, not a curated record. Lineage: Eukaryota; Fungi; Ascomycota; Eurotiomycetes; Eurotiales; Trichocomaceae.
AUGGCGCGUAAAGGCCCUGGUACAGAUGGCCCUCUACAGACAGCCCUACUGGAAUCCACGUCCGCAGCCACGACAAGAGCUUCUGAAGGACAGAAGAUCUUCAGCCCUAUAGCUGCAUUCCUCGAUAAACACCGCAGCCAAACCACCGGCCUGGCCCCUCACCUACUGAGAGCCCUCACCGCUCUAAGCGAUGACCUCGCCUCAGUAGCCCAACGACAUUUUAGCGCCUAUAUCAGCGGUCUUGAACAGUCGACUUAUGCGACUAUUACCCAAUAUGCCCCGGUCAAAUCAACUCCUACUACUCACUCCAAAGCCCAUGUUAAAAAGCCUAUGCCUCUGGUGAAACAACCCCUUCCUGACAACCGGCUCUUCGUACGCCUCCCAGCUGACCAUGCAGCUAGAAAAAUGGAAGCCUACGCUAUCUACUCUAGCCUACGGUCUCAACUAAACUCAAACAGUUCAGCACUAAAAGAAGUUCAAGCCACAAAGACUGGUUUUGCACUAUGUCCCUCAUCCCCAGAAGCCCUCCUAACCCUUGAGGCCCAAAAAGAGAUUAUCUCUGCAUUCUUUGUGAACUGCCAGAUAGAACGCAGCUCCCGAUGGGUCUCGUACCGAGUCACCAAUGUGCCAAGGAAAGUUGGCCAAAUCUUGGACGGUCAAUACUCUCUAAUCCCUGUCAAUCCUACACUACUAUCCUCAGAAAUCAGUGAAACUACAAGACUCAAGCCUAUAUCUAUCAGCGAGACCACUACAAGUGCCGCCAACCCUGAUACUCUUUCCUCAAGCUGGUUUGUCAACUUCCCAGAAGGCACGAAAUUACCACUGCCUAUCCAGCUACGCCUUUUUGGCACUAUUACCAAUGCUCGUCACCUCUCUAAGAGAACAACAGUUAUCCAAUGCACACGAUGCUGGAAAUGGCAUAAUGCACGAUCCUGUGCCCGCCCCUCUCGAUGCCGGCUCUGCGGCUCCUCAGAGCAUACUGAACAGGGACAUGUUAACCGCUGCACAGCCCUGGAGCCUCAUCAGUGCCCUCCCAGAUGCAUACACUGCCAUGGACCACAUCCUGCUGAUUUCCCAGAAUGCCUCCUGCGCCCUAAAGGCAACUCUAAACAUACUAAAGCUCAACAAGCAGAGAUCCGGAAAUCCUGUGCUAUUAACCUCGCAAAAGCUCGAACUGAAGGAGGAUGUAGCACUCAGCUCUCCAUUGGCACACAAGAAACACCUAUGGCACUAGACGAGAUGCCAACUCAGCCUCCAACCCAUGAGAUUAUCUCUCCUUUCCGUUCAGUAACCCCUCCACCUCGCGCCCCAACAGAAGAUCCCCCAAUUACAGCUCGCGCAGCGCCUCUUAAAAUCCUACAGUUAAAUAUAGGGCACGCGCCAGAUGCACAUGAAAUAGCUCUCACAUUGGCAUACACAAGCGACAUUGAUAUUAUCCUAAUCCAAGAACCAUAUAUAUUCAAAGAUCUUAGCCGACAGAUCACAAAAAAACACCCAUCAUAUGAAUGCUUCUCCCCAACUGACAGUUGGGCGAUAAGUGGCCGACCACGAGUUCUCACCUAUGUUCGAAAGAAGAAGGGCAUUCGGACCUCCCAGCUGCGCCCCUUCACAACUGACACCAAAGAGGCCUCGGAUCUCCUAUUCCUACAGAUUUUUUCGCCCACAGGAAAGUCCGCUCUGAUAGUUAACAUCUAUAAUGCCCCAGCAGGCUCCAUCAGAGCAGGCGAAGCCGCGAAAGCUCUUGCAACCCUGCCAGAGGCAUAUUUCCCUCAAGCAACGAUACUCGCAGGCGAUCUCAACCUACUACACAACAGGUGGCAGCCCUCGCUACAUCGCAGCCCCACACCUUCUGCAGAGCCGUUCAUUAACUGGCUGGACCUCCAGGGUCUAGUACUCAUCUCUGACAUAGACUGUCCCACACAUGAAAGGGGCAACGUGUUAGACCUCAGUUUCGCCUCAAGCCCUCUGGCACUCGCGGGAGCUAAAACUAGCAUAGCGAGCCACUUAGAUGCAACCUCAGAUCAUCAACCACUAAUCACCACUGUACCAUGGGAUCAGAGAUACAAGGAAACAGCUCAGAAACUGAGAUUUGACACACUAGACCACACCUCCUUCCUCUCGCUCCUCGCCUCUAAUCUCGCUGGCACCGAGAGCUCAGCCGCAACAGAAGAAGAUCUUGAUGCCCUUGCUGAAAACUGA